Molecule: messenger RNA, 1188 nt
Organism: Neomonachus schauinslandi (Hawaiian monk seal)
Lineage: Eukaryota; Metazoa; Chordata; Mammalia; Carnivora; Phocidae
Gene: TMT1B
Product: methyltransferase like 7B
Exons: 2
Coding region: 47-781 (244 amino acids)
Molecular function (GO): S-adenosylmethionine-dependent methyltransferase activity
Source: RefSeq, a predicted model, not a curated record
GAGAAGGCCAGCGUCCCAACGAAGCGCCCCUCCGAGCCAGCGUGUCAUGGAUGCCCUGGUGCGCCUCCUGCAGCUGCUGGUGCUGCUCCUCACGCUGCCCCUGCACCUGAUGGCUCUGCUGGGCUGCUGGCAGCCCCUGUGCCAAAUCGGCUUGCCCUACCUGAUGGCUGUGCUGACUGCCAAGUGCAACCGCAAGAUGGGGAGUAAGAAACAGGAGCUCUUUGGCCAGAUAAAGGGGCUUACGGGAGCCUCCGGGAAGGUGGCCUUGCUGGAGCUGGGCUGCGGCACUGGUGCCAACUUCCAGUUCUACCCAGCAGGCUGCAGGAUCACCUGCCUGGACCCAAACCCCCACUUUGAGAAGUUCCUGACAAAGAGCAUGGCUGAGAACAAGCAUCUCCAAUAUGAACAGUUUGUGGUGGCUUCCGGAGAGGACAUGAAAGGACUGGCAGAUGGCUGCAUGGAUGUGGUGGUCAGCACCCUGGUGCUGUGCUCCGUGCAGAGUCCGAGGAGGGUCCUGCAGGAGGUCCAGAGAGUGCUGAGGCCGGGAGGAGUGUUCUUUUUCUGGGAGCAUGUGGCUGAGCCACGUGGAAGCUGGGCCUUCCUGUGGCAGCAAGUUUUAGAGCCCACCUGGAGACACAUUGGGGACGGCUGCUGCCUCACCAGAGAGACCUGGAAGGACCUCGAGAGUGCCCAGUUCUCUCAACUCCAAAUGGAACAACAUCCCCCUCCCUUCAAGUGGUUGCCUAUCGGGCCCCACAUCAUGGGAAAGGCUGUGAAAUAACCCUUCCCGAGUCCUGCCUCCAGCCAGAGCAAUCCCGCCUACCGCCUAACCUGUCUUCUACUGAGGGGGAUCUAGGCAGAGAAGCCAUUCCCCCCACCGCCCCUUUCCUCCCUCCCCCAUCUCUGCCCCCGCGUCUAACUUCAAUCCUUCCUGCCAAAGUGAGAAGGCUCUAUUCCGAACCUGACCACAGGGAGGAAAGCGAUGUCCUGCCAUGUCCUUGACUGCAAAUCCCUAGACUGGGUCUCCCAAUUUUUGCCCACCCACUGCCAGGGCAGUUCCCUUGUUCCCAUUAGUAAAGGUCCCCCUCCUCUUCAUCUGAGACCACACCCAUGUGCCCAGCCCUCCCUCCCACUACCACCUUUGUCCUGAGCUGUGGGGGUUACAGAAGGAAGCAGUCCUCUCCUGGA